Molecule: messenger RNA, 1780 nt
Organism: Oncorhynchus tshawytscha (Chinook salmon)
Lineage: Eukaryota; Metazoa; Chordata; Actinopteri; Salmoniformes; Salmonidae
Exons: 3
Coding region: 769-1638 (289 amino acids)
Source: RefSeq, a predicted model, not a curated record
UCCUCAACUCACUUGUCAACGGCUACAAAUACUUCUUUACCAAUUUUACUCAGAUCAUUUUACUUAGAUAUUUUACUCACUGGGAUAAUACAAAGGCUCUGUCUGACACUUUUUAGUAUAGCCUACAUGAAUAAUUUUACCUACAUUUCUGUCAAAUAAUAAGGGUGUUUUAUUGAAACUUAUUGCAAUGUGUAUAACAUUAUUUUGUUUGUUGCUACAACUCUGGGUGUCAGUUGCUCGAUAGCUGUGGUACAGUUGAGGGCAGCAGUGAACACCCUCAUCCCAGUAGUUUUUUUUUGUGUGCACUUGUAUCAUCUGGCAUCAUAUAGUGUCUUUGAUGUAGUACACUACAGUUUAAGUCAACCGUGCUGCCCCACAACAGGUUUCUCUUUCACCAAGACCGAGCUCAGAUAUUCUGUCAUCUCUGCUUCUCUGUAUGACUGUGUCCCGCCCAGUGGCUGUUAGUAUCCAUUGCUUCUAACUACCACUCAAAAGGUAUGACUUCCUCACUGGAGCUACUAGUCCCCUCCAUAAAGGCACAUUCACAUCGGCCUUGUGCUGAAAUACUGAAAGGAGGGCUGCUAUGCUAAUGUAAUGGAGUUCUCUAGUUCCAUUCACAUUAAUGAAAGAUUUCCAUGGAAGUUGGCAUCACUCGACACUGCAGCCAUGGGAUAGUGAACCAAUCAAAAGUGGAUUGAAGAGUAGCCUUUUCCCCGUAACCCAAUCAGCAUUGUGUAUGCAUGAGCCACUACCACACCCUGCCCUUACAUGGCACGGAGGACUGGCCAAGGUCUACAGAUGGAUGUAAAGGCUGCUAGUUCAGAGAGGGCCACAAUACUAAGACCACUACAACUACUACUACUACAACAGAACCACAACUACCAAGAGCACUACUACAGAACCAGGAGGGGAACAGCUUCCGACUUGUCUCAGGACGACAGUGAAGUCGUAUGUGUAGCAGCAGCUAUGGACAAGGAGACAGUGGUCAUAAUCCUACAAGGCAUGGAGAAAGACUCCUCCUUCGCCGCCACCAUCAACCCACUCUUCGACAUAGUCACUGCAGUGGUGAAGGUGACAAAGGACCUGGUCGCCAAAGACCUCACCCAAGACCUGGACACCCAACAAUUGGGCCACAUCCACGCCAAGCUGGAAAGCAUCUCCAAGACAAACCAGCAGAUUCUGAAGCAGAUUCACCUGAACGAGGUCAAUGAGAAGUACAGCAAGUAUGAGGAGUAUAUCAAGCACCAGUACACCGCUCUCAACACCAUGGUGAAACAGUUCAAUAACGACCCUGAGGGAAGAGAGCGCCACAUGAAAGAUUUCCAGGAAGUCUAUGAGAGAGACAAGGAUACCCUUGCUCUAGACACAUACUACAGCAGUGUCAUAAAAGAGAAUAAAACUUUUGAACAAAGGGGUUUGCUGGAGGUGUACCUAGAGCACUACAAGCAAAACCGAGACGUCAUGGAGAAAAAGUGUUCCCAACUGGCUAAUGUCUUUCACAUGGGCCUGAUGACACUAAUGGCAUAUACGGUGGUCACAGAGGAUGAUGAGGUUGAAGUCAGGGAGAAAUGGGCCCCCAGGGUGAAGAAGAUUCAGGCCAAGAUGGAUGAGGCGCUGGCCCAGUGUGAGGGGAACUGAUCCUCAUCCACUCCCAGGGUCGGGUGGGCAUAUGAGGGCUUUAAAGGGAUACUUUGGGAUUUUGGCAAUGAGGCCCUUUAACUACUUCACCAGACUCAGAUGAACUCAUGGGUACCAUUUUUAUGUCUGUGUCCAGUAUGAA